This is a messenger RNA of Austrofundulus limnaeus, 1020 nucleotides long. RefSeq names its product Purkinje cell protein 4b (gene pcp4b). Lineage: Eukaryota; Metazoa; Chordata; Actinopteri; Cyprinodontiformes; Rivulidae. Gene Ontology annotation, cellular component: cytoplasm. Gene Ontology annotation, molecular function: calmodulin binding; calcium ion binding. The record is from RefSeq and is a predicted model, not a curated record.
CAUAAAAAGCUCAGAGUGAGAUGAUGUUGAUCAGCAGGAGAAAAGCCGCUCCCUUCAUCUGUUAAAAAAAAAAGCCUGACACAGCAAGGCGUUGGGAGAAGUUGGGAAGUGACUUCACCGUGGGGGAGACACUCGUUCUGCUCACGCGCCUCCUAUUGAGUGACGYGGAGAGACGGAGGAGUCGCGCUUUUCACACUUUAUAAAAGCUGCUCCGCGCGCGCGCCAGCCACUCUUUGAAAGAGCGCCGAGGCUGAAACUGCAACAAGAAAACGAUAAAAACCCAUCAACAUAUGAGUCCAAGACGGACGUCCCGGAGGACUUUGACAUCGACAUGGACGCCCCAGAGACCGAAAAGGCGGCGGUCACCAUCCAGUCCCAGUUCAGGAAGUUCCAGAAGAAGAAGCGUGAYGAGAAGUCCUAGUGAGCGUUGUACCGCUCCGUGGCUGUGCGAGGUGACGGCGGGCGGAGGCGACUGCACAGCGACGCCGGUGUGACAUUUGCAUGUAAAACAAAUUCAUACCUGUGGAGAGUCUGGAGGGGGGCUGGGUUUGUGAGGGGGGUGGGGGAGGGAACGUAAAUGCCUGUUUAACUUAUAUGUCUGUGAAUUCUCAUUAUCCUGUUAUUAUUAGAACUAAUGGUUUUUAUUUUUGACUGCUGUAUCAACUAAAACCUGAAUAAAUUACAGAGUUUUCGCUUCUGUUUUGCCACAUACGUUCUUUAUGUCAUCAGGUCCAGCUGUGGUUUUUUUUUUGUUUUUUGUGUUAGAAUAUGUUUUCGUACCUGUUCUCAUAGCUACAUCUGCACCAUCCCUCUCUGUAAGCCUGUUUMCCCCAAAGGCGCCUGUUUUCUGAGUAAAUCGGAGUGAGAGCUGACCUUAAAGGUGCUUUUCAGGAGACUCAGCCUUGAACUUUCCAUUCACGUAGACGCAUUUUUCUUACCUGCAUGAUGCAACGGGGGGCAAAAAAUAAGCUGUGUAUCACUGUACAUUGAAUAAAUAAAAAGAAAAAAAACUGUGUGGAA